UAACCCAUGCACAUAUUUGGUCUUUAAUAGGCUUGGAUGAUGAGCUCACUAAAGAAAAUAUUUAUUACCAUGAAAUAAACAGUGUAACUUUCCUGACAAACGAAAACAAGCUUCAUAAAACAGCUAGGUGGCGAGCUUUCUGGAUCCACUGCGUCCUUCACCUCGCGAUUUUAAGGCGAUCCUUCACUAUUAUAAAAAGAAUAGUAACUUACAUGGAAACAUAACUAUCGGUUUUCUGAGAUUGAAAAUAUUACUUGAUGUUGAUUUUAGUUCAUACUAUUUGUUGGUUACUCCAGCUUACGAAAAUUAUGAAAUAUUUCUUCAAAGGUCAUGUGGAAGACACGAGGGCACCCAUGCCUUCCCUUCGACCUUCCCUCUGCUCUUCGUUCCAACAAUGACAGCGACUCUUGGUACCACAUUACCUUCCCUUCUACCCUCGACCUCAAACCUUCGUGACUCUUGGUACGGGCCUUAUUCUUGUCUGCGAUAUAAUAGUUACAUAUAUUCAUUUUCCUAGAUCAUAUACAUAUCUAAGAAAACGAAUGGCUGCUGGUUUUCUUGGGUACACUCAUCUAAAACGCUUAUGGCCCGCAAGACGUAAUAAUACGUCCCCGGACUGGAGAUUCGUCACUGCGGCAAGCCACUCUAGCACCGAAGCCAUGAAUGCGAUAAGACUGCCUGCCGAUGACCACCAUCUCCCGCUGUCCCUGCCCCACUCUCAGUCCCCAGCAAGGUCAUCUGCCUCUGCUGCUGCACUUGACAGUCAGGAACCUGCCCCCAUGAUGGAAGAACAGGAAAUGACCAUUCCCUCUUCAGGUGAGGAGGCUGUUGCACGUAGGAUCCGUCUGCGGUUCCCAGGUGACUGUCCCCUUACUACUACGGCACGGAAGUAUGAGUGGUACAUAGGUCUCCUUCGUCAACACCCUGACGCUUCACCGUUGUUCAAGAAAGGUAGGAAUGCCCCCUACAUCACCCUUAUAGACAGGCCAAUGUCUGCCAAGGUGACGAGUGACGGUUUUAACGGGGUUAUUUUGGACACUUUUGAGAGGCAGUCGCGUGUUGUCAUUAUUCAUGAUGUGCCCACAUAUCAUUAUUCAUGAUGUGCCCACAUAUGUGAAUGUCAACCUAAUAGAGGAACCUGAGGGCUUUCUCUGGCUGAAGAGGCGGACUGUUGGCGGGGCCUCUCGUCCACAGCUUCUCGAGGCAGUGCGUGGUGUGAUACCACAGAUGGUGAGGUUCACAGGAGUGUAUGGCCAGAAACAUGUCACUGCUUACGCUCCAGAACCUGACCUGUGUCGCCGCUGCAGCCGGUGGGGGCACAAGGCAUGGAGGUGCAGGGCGGCCCAUCCUCGCUGUCGCUACUGUGCUGCCUCUCACGACUCUGAUGUGUGCUUCCAGAAAAUAUCGCAAGGCCUCAAGUUCCCUCCCAAGUGCUGCAACUGUCUGGGCUCCCAUAAUGCCCAGUCUGGUGACUGCCCCUACAAGCCACGUUCACCUGGGGCCUCGCGUGGGCAGCCCUCUGUUGGUGAAGCAGCUGGUGACCAGCCGACCAUCUUCAAGCCUGCACCACCCCCAGUGGGGAAUGCUUGGGGUCACGCUGCUACUGCCUCAGACUUCCCCGCUCUGUGCCCUCCCUCCAGGACCACUACUGCCAGUCUUGCUGUUCCUCCUACUCCCACACCCAAGCCAGGGGAUGCGACAGGACCCCCUGAUGCCAGCACCCAUGCCCUGCUUCAGGAUCUGCUUAGUAUGGUGGCAGACCUUACCACACAAGUGACCAGCAUUGAUGCUCGUCUUGGCAAGCUGGAAGCACAGCAGUGUUCUGUACAGGCGGGUGCCUCUGCCUGCAGUACUGUGCCCCAGGGCUCCAAGCAUGACCAUCCUCAAGCCUCCCCUGGUCCUGAAGAAGCUGCAUCAGUGCCUGCUGAGGACUCUGACAAGCAUGGGCCCUCCCAUUCCCCAGAGCAUGCCACGUCUUCUCCUGCUGAGGGUACUGACAGGAAAGGUCCCCUCUCUACUCCUAAGGAAACAUCGGCCGCUGACAAGGUAACUGCUAUGGACUGUGCCCCAGUGGUGUCUGCAACAUCUGCUGGCUCCUCCACCCCACUCCAGAACACCCUUGCUCUUGGGUCACGCUGCUACUGCCUCAGACUUCCCCGCUCUGUGCCCUCCCUCCAGGACCACUACUGCCAGUCUUGCUGUUCCUCCUACUCCCACACCCAAGCCAGGGGAUGCGACAGGACCCCCUGAU
Portunus trituberculatus (swimming crab) is the source of this 2251-nucleotide messenger RNA. RefSeq lists its product as uncharacterized. The record is from RefSeq and is a predicted model, not a curated record. The transcript has 2 exons. Lineage: Eukaryota; Metazoa; Arthropoda; Malacostraca; Decapoda; Portunidae. Bases 1072 to 2250 code for a protein of 392 amino acids.